Hypoxylon trugodes is the source of this 2042-nucleotide messenger RNA. RefSeq names its product glycoside hydrolase family 30 protein. The coding region runs from base 488 to 1945 and encodes 485 amino acids. The record is from RefSeq and is a predicted model, not a curated record. NCBI's taxonomy places the organism in Eukaryota, Fungi, Ascomycota, Sordariomycetes, Xylariales, Hypoxylaceae. Gene Ontology annotation, biological process: glucosylceramide catabolic process. Gene Ontology annotation, molecular function: glucosylceramidase activity. The transcript is spliced from 3 exons.
ACAUCACGAUGUUAUCAGAUUCAUGCAACUUUUGUGAUACAUUAGGUACCAAGGUACAUAUGUAGUAACAAUCAACAUUAACUCAUAGCUAAUUCCAUACGCUGAACCGUUAUGAUCUCCCCAUCACGGAUUGAAGUAAAAAUUCACAGAAAUAAUUGUAGAUUUCGAUAUCCACCUGCUGGAUCCGGUCAAAGCCUCCCCGCAAUCUUAUUGGACUAAAUCUCAAUCCCUGGCGCCUUCAAUACCGAGCCGUCGAAUAAAAUCGAUAGGGGAUAGCCUCCCUCUCCACAUUGGACGCCAAGGAAGAGGAACUUAUGUUGCACCCCAGGGAUGACGUCUCAAUGUCUCACUUCGAACGAACAACACUGGAAAUGGUGAGGCAGAUGGUUAGCCUGCUCGCUGAAUUUACGUUAGCGAACAGGCCAUUGUCGGGUUGAUGUCUACCUAGGUACCUGGGUACUUGAAGUCUCUCGUUCUUUCAGAUAAAAUGUUGUUUGCGGUCCUUACUCUUCUUGCCGGACAGGCUUUUGCUGUUCCUUCUCCACUAUCCGUCAAGGCCAAUCAAGCUUCAGCUCAAGCCUUCACAUCGACCUCAGAUCUUAAGUAUAAAUUGAGCGCCGUCGAUGCGCCCGUAUCUGGCGCCGGUAACCCCGGAGAUACAUCAAAAUGGAGCUUGAGUAUUGACGACACAUCAUCCGGGUACAAGCAAAAAAUCACUGGUUUUGGAGGUUCAGUAACGGAUGCCACUGUUACUGUCAUCAAUGCAUUGUCUGCCGACAAACGAUCUCAACUCUUGAAAGAGCUAGUAACUUCGGACGGUGCUAACUUCGCUUUACUUCGUCAUACGAUUGCCGCGUCGGAUUUAUCUGGUCCUCCUGCUUAUACGUAUGAUGAUAACAACAGUAGUGCGGAUCCUAAUCUUGAUGACUUCGGCCUGGGCGACCGUGGGACCGCUAUGGCAGAUUUACUGAAUGAGAUUAAGGGUCUUCGUUCUGAUAUCACCAUCUUCGGGAGUCCAUGGAGCGCUCCUGGCUGGAUGAAGCUUAAUAGGGUUCUGACUGGUAAUGCCGACAACAACUGGCUCGACUCGCAGUACUAUACGCAAUACGCUCAGUACUUUGUCAAGUACCUCCAGGCCUAUGCGAAGCUCGGCGUUACGCUCGACGCCAUCACCAUUCAAAACGAGCCUCUUAACAAUCAGGGAGGUGGUCAUGUCACCAUGUACCAGACCGCUGAUGAAGCUGCGAAGGUGACGCACGAUUACAUCGGACCUGCAUUGCGCAGUGCCAACCUAGAUACCCAAAUCUGGGCUUAUGAUCACAACACCGACCAACCUAGCUACCCCCAGACGGUCAUCGACGCGGCAAGCGAAUACGUUCAAGCAACAGCAUGGCACUGCUACGCAAGUGAUCUCAAUUGGACAGUUCUCACCGAUUUUCAUAACACGAAUCCUGACAAGGCGCAAUUUAUGACGGAAUGCUGGACUUCGCCGCAGACAUCAUGGUAUCAAUCUUCCAAGAACACAGUCGGCCCGUUACAGAAUUGGGCUGAGGGCUCACUUAUGUGGACUUUGGGUACUUGGACCGAAGCUUCGGAUGGAACGUUCGGGCCUUAUAUCAACGGAGGUUGCUCUACUUGUCGUGGUCUAUUCAUAGUAGACCAGGAUGCGGGCACAUAUGAGUACACGGUGGAUUACUAUAUGCUGGCUCAAUUUUCCAAAUACAUCCCCAAGGGUGCAACAAUUCUUAGUGGCAACGGUAGCUACAGCUACGAUGGGUACUCCGGCGUACAAUCCGUCGCUUCGAAGAACCCUGACGGCACACGAACGGUUGUAAUUGAGAACACGUUCAGUAAUGAUGUUUAUCUUACGCUGAACACGACUAGCGGCGAGCAGUGGAGCGGUAAUCUUCUCGCCAACAGCACCACGACUUGGAUCUUACCUUGAGCUAUAAUUCGUGAUAACCCAACAUUUACCUCCUGUAAAUAUUCUAUUAAAUUAACAUAUAUAGUCGCAUAAUUCAAUCAUUAUUGUAUAUGGAUCA